Galeopterus variegatus (Sunda flying lemur) is the source of this 441-nucleotide messenger RNA. RefSeq names its product histone H2A-Bbd type 2/3-like. The record is from RefSeq and is a predicted model, not a curated record. Bases 1 to 378 code for a protein of 125 amino acids. NCBI's taxonomy places the organism in Eukaryota, Metazoa, Chordata, Mammalia, Dermoptera, Cynocephalidae. Gene Ontology annotation, cellular component: nucleosome. The transcript has 3 exons. Gene Ontology annotation, molecular function: structural constituent of chromatin; DNA binding; protein heterodimerization activity.
AUGGCGCUGCUGCCAGAGCAGCACUUCCUGAACAGGAACAUGGUGGCAGGGCAGGAUCCUCGGGAGGGCUUCCCUGAGUACUGCAGGUGCCGCUGCCCUCGUGCCGACCGAGCCGAGCAGACAUUCUCCGUGAGCCACCCGGAGCGCCUCCUGCGGGAGGGCCCCUAUGCCCACUGCCUGAGUUCGUGUGCGCCGGUCUUCCUAGGUGCCAUCAUCGAGUACGUGACUGCCAAGGUCUUGGAGCUGGUGAGCGAUGAGGCCCGGAGGAGCGGCAGGAGAGGCAUCACCCUGGAGCUGUUGGACGUGGCUGUGCACAACGACGUGCUGCUCUUUGGCUUCUUCGUGACUACAACCAUCUCCCAGGUGGCCUCAGCCUAGCUGUGGACGCCUGGCACCCAGGGGGCCUCACCCGCCCAGCGAUCCUCCAUCCACUCCUGCUAG